Schistocerca americana (American grasshopper) is the source of this 378-nucleotide messenger RNA. RefSeq names its product LWamide neuropeptides-like. The record is from RefSeq and is a predicted model, not a curated record. NCBI's taxonomy places the organism in Eukaryota, Metazoa, Arthropoda, Insecta, Orthoptera, Acrididae. The coding region runs from base 1 to 378 and encodes 125 amino acids. The transcript has a single exon.
AUGGGAAAAACGCAAAUAUGGGAAAAACGCAAAUAUGGGAAAAACGCAAAUAUGGGAAAAACGCAAAUAUGGGAAAAACGCAAAUAUGGGAAAAACGCAAAAAUGGGAAAAACGCAAAUAUGGGAAAAACGCAAAUUUGGGAAAAACGCAGGUAUGGGAAAAAUGCAGAUAUCGGAAAAACGCAGAUAUGGGAAAAACGCAGGUAUGGGACAAACACAGAGAUGGGAAAAACGCAGUGAUGGGAAAAAUUCAGGUAUGGGAAAAACGCAGAUAUGGGAAAAACGCAGAUAUGGGAAAAACGCAGAUAUGGGACACACGCAGAUAUGGGACAAACGCAGAUAUGAGACAAACGCAAAUAUAGGAAAAACGCAAAUAUAG